AUGGACGGCCAUCUUCAAGGCGCAGAGGACUUGCUUGAGGAGCUCCUGAAGCAGGCGCAGAGCGAGAGCAACACCGGGCCCGGGGCGCAGGGCGCAGGCUACGCACGGCACGACGGCAAGCAGCGACAGCAGAGCAUGGCCAGCCAGCUGGCGGAUGACGGGGCGUUUCUGGACGAGUACUUCCUCGCGGGCGGCGACGGGCUGUUCGCGGACACGCUGCUGCCGGAGUUCAAGGACGACGGGGGGCGGUCGCCGCUGGGGUCGUCGCUGGGCAGCAUGACGAGCGAGUUCCUGUCGCCGGCGGGGUCCGUGCAGCAGGCGCAGCGGCGGGGCUCGCUGGAGUCGGGCCCGCAGCACCUGCGGUCGCCGUCGGCCAGCGCGCGGGCCGGCGCGCACCUCUCGUCCAGCCUGCGCAGCCAGGCGCGGGCGCGCCAGUCGUCGCUCAGCAGCCUGGCCAGCACGCCCGUGCUGGAGGACGGCGCGGGCAGCCUCACGCAGGAGGAGAAGCUGCGCCGCCGCCGCGAGUUCCACAACGCCGUCGAGCGCCGCCGCCGCGAGCUCAUCAAGUCCAAGAUCAAGGAGCUCGGCAAGCUCGUGCCGCCCAGCCUGCUCAACUACAACGACGAGGGCAAGGAGGUCCGCCUCAACAAGGGCAUCAUCCUGCUGCGCACCGUCGAGUACCUCGAGUACCUGCGCCAGGUCCUCGACGUCCAGGCCCGCAAGCGCGCCCAGCUGCUCGACAAGCUGCGCACGCUUGAGCGCCGCCGCCGCGACCUGCCGCCGCCGCGCCCGGCCGCCGCGCCCGCGCCGCGCGCCUCGCUGGACUCGCCCGAGCAGAUCAUCGACGGCCGCGCGCUCCCGCAGCUGCUCAAGGACGACCCGCCGCCGCUGGCCGACGAUCUGCGCCAGUUUCUGGCCGGGCCCCAGAUGGAGCACGAGGACAAUAGCAAGCUCAUCUUCAGCGCCCCGGAGCACCCCGCCGGCUUUCUGCUGAACUUCGAGCCCUGA
This is a messenger RNA of Eremothecium gossypii ATCC 10895, 1008 nucleotides long. It is a transcript of the gene RTG3, whose product is annotated as Rtg3p. Lineage: Eukaryota; Fungi; Ascomycota; Saccharomycetes; Saccharomycetales; Saccharomycetaceae. Gene Ontology annotation, cellular component: nucleus. The record is from RefSeq and is marked provisional. The transcript has a single exon. The coding region runs from base 1 to 1008 and encodes 335 amino acids. Gene Ontology annotation, molecular function: protein dimerization activity; RNA polymerase II cis-regulatory region sequence-specific DNA binding; DNA-binding transcription factor activity, RNA polymerase II-specific. Gene Ontology annotation, biological process: regulation of transcription by RNA polymerase II.